AUAUAGAUUUAAAUAUAAAACGGUGCCGUUCUUUUCUAAACCCUAAAGAAAGUCCUGAACCCUCCUUCCUCCCUCAGUGCCCUAUUGUCCAGAAAACCUUUUCUUUCUUUCUCAUCCGCCGCUGACACGGUCCCGAACCCUUGUCUGCCUCUCUCCCAUCUCCGCCUCCCACUGCGUUCUGUGGCCCGGAUUUUGCUUCAAGGGCCCAAGGUGGGUCUUCCGUUACUUUUGGCUAGGGAGGAUUGGAUAUUUCUGCUUUCUCAUAGGUUUGAAACUUAGCACAAUCACAAAAUGAAUUCCAUCGAAGCCCCCCCUCCAUGGAUGUUGAAGUAGUUCCUUUUGAACCAAAACCUGAAUCUGGAUCUUUGCCGGCAAAGCCACCGUUUGAACCUUUGAAGGCUCAUGAAAUGUCCGAUGGUCAAGUUCAGUUUCGAAAGGUCAAUGUUCCACCACAUCGGUAUUCACCUCUCAAGAAAGCAUGGAUGGAAAUAUACACUCCAAUAUAUGAGCAGAUGAAGAUCGACAUCCGAAUGAAUCUCAAGGUUCGUAGGGUUGAAUUAAAAACCAGACCCAACACACCUGACGUUAGUAACCUACAGAAGUGUGCAGAUUUUGUUCAUGCAUUCAUGCUAGGUUUCGAUGUAAUAGAUGCCAUUGCACUUUUGCGUUUGGAUGAGCUCUAUGUGGAAUCAUUUGAGAUCAAGGAUGUUAAAACACUUAGAGGAGAGCACUUGUCUCGUGCCAUAGGAAGACUGUCUGGUAAAGGUGGUAAAACAAAAUUUGCAAUUGAAAAUGCAACAAAGACAAGGAUUGUGAUUGCCGACACCAAGAUUCACAUAUUAGGGUCAUAUAGGAACAUUAGAGUUGCAAGAGAUUCUCUCUGCAGCCUUAUUUUGGGAUCCCCUGCCGGAAAAGUAUAUUCAAAACUAAGAACAGUAUCUGCUAGAUUGGCAGAAGGUUUUUGAGGGAGUUUUGUUUUUUGUAGUUUUGAUACUAUGGAAAUCUGUCCCCGGAUGAGAUAUGGAUUUUUGAUAGUUCAUUGUAAGUGCUGAGUAUGAUUUACAAUCAGGUAUGCUUUGCAAUUCCGGCAACCAUUAUAGGUUUUACAUUCA
This is a messenger RNA of Juglans microcarpa x Juglans regia, 1112 nucleotides long. RefSeq names its product RNA-binding protein pno1-like. The record is from RefSeq and is a predicted model, not a curated record. Bases 318 to 965 code for a protein of 215 amino acids. Lineage: Eukaryota; Viridiplantae; Streptophyta; Magnoliopsida; Fagales; Juglandaceae. Gene Ontology annotation, cellular component: nucleolus. Gene Ontology annotation, molecular function: RNA binding. The transcript has 2 exons.